AUGCAACUCAGCCGACAAGGCUUCAGUGGUGCUCAAGUGCGCCAAGGAUUCGAUGCAACUCAAGCUCGAACUCCACAAGCUGUGAAAACUGGAUAUUUUGAUAUGUCAAAUGUCUUUCACGAUGCUAUCAAGGGAAAGGAUGAGAACGGCAAUGAUGUCUAUCUUCUUCCAUGUCCUGCUGGUAUGACAAAUGUCAAACUUCAAGCCAACUGGCACUAUGCUAGUGAAGAUGAAGAUUUGCCUGAUCGAGGUCUGCAUGGUUAUACAAACACCACCAUUUGUAAUGGUGAGCUUAUGCAUGGACUCCGUCAUGCUGCGAAAGAACUUGACAUGCACAAUAACGUGGGCAGCAGAGUUCUCGACGAAGAAGGUUUUCUAGGAAGAUUUCCACCUCCAGUCUAUCACGAUGAAGAUGGAAUUGCCAAUGUACUUGCUAUGCGCGAGAUGAUUGCUGCGGGAUAUCGCAUUACUAUGGAUACUGAUGCUGACAAUGCCUUUAUUGUGCAUUGUGAUGGAAACCAAAAGAUGCGAUUUGUAAAUCGUAAGGGUGUGUAUGUGUUGGAGCAAAUUGGAGCGAAUGUCGAACCAGGUGCCAAAGAGACAAGUGCGAUGUACCGUCGCCAGUUAAGCAACUUAAAUAAUCAACCCCAUUUCAAACUUUCUUCAAACAAACAGAAUGGAUAUGCUGGACUUGAGAUGACCUCCAAGAUGGCAACCGUUCAAAAGAACAAGGAAGGAUUCACUCCAAGACAAGUCAAGGCUGCGAUGGAAGCGAGAAGUGCAAUGCACAUACUCAAUGCUCCAAGCACCAAAAGUCUGAAGUAUGUGAUUCAUGCCAAAGCAAUCUUUGGACCUGUCGCCUCUACAUUGAAAGGCAAGUCAACAAGACCAACUCCGAAGAAGAGGUACAACGACUUCUUCAGUCCACCAGAGGAAUUAUAUCACACAAUCGAUCUAUUACCGUCUGUAUUGAUCACUUGGAGAUCGAGAAUGCUAAGUUUCUCACCUGCAUUGAUACCACUGUGCGUUAUCGCUCAUGUAUUCCUGUGCAGAACCUGA
Cylindrotheca closterium is the source of this 1059-nucleotide messenger RNA. The record is from the annotation of a GenBank genome assembly. Lineage: Eukaryota; Bacillariophyta; Bacillariophyceae; Bacillariales; Bacillariaceae.